Messenger RNA from Blastomyces gilchristii SLH14081, 2187 nucleotides. RefSeq lists its product as uncharacterized. Gene Ontology annotation, molecular function: protein binding. The record is from RefSeq and is a predicted model, not a curated record. NCBI's taxonomy places the organism in Eukaryota, Fungi, Ascomycota, Eurotiomycetes, Onygenales, Ajellomycetaceae. The transcript is spliced from 3 exons. Bases 193 to 1269 code for a protein of 358 amino acids.
CGGAGUUAAACUGUCACGUGCACUCUAUCUCCGGAAUUCAGCCAUUACGUAAUUCGGCCUCAACCAACUCUCCGCUUCCAAACCUCUGACAUCGUUCAAGUUUCGAAGCUUCAAAGAAACCAUGGGAAAUCUGCAACUUACCUAGUGAGACCUUUCAGCUGCCUGUACCCCUAGAGAUGUACAGUCGCUGCAAUGGUUGAUCUACCAGUGCACGUCCGCUUGCGCAGCGCGAUCAUAAGGAAAGAUGUCUUGCUGGUCAAGCGCAUCAUAAAGAAUAACCCCAGGUUCCUGGAGAACCCAAACUUCGAAGAUAAGAGCAAUACUUCGUUGCAUCUCGCGGCGAUUCUUGGAAACCUCGAAAUCAUUAAACUCCUCGUAUCAUUCGGCCACGACUCAUGUGCCCCUAAAAUAUUGGAAACUGGCUUCGAUGCUGCCCCCGGCAUCAGCCUGAACACAGAUGGGGCUACAGCUCUCCACCUUGCAGCUGCGCAUUCCCACGCCGCCUGCGUUCAAUACCUCUGCACUCAGUUCCCCCAAACCAUCGACCGGCCUGACCAUAAGGGCAUCACACCUCUCAUGCUCGCAGCUCAAAGCUCCAACCCCUCCCACCCUACACGAAGCACAUGUCUAAUUCCUCCAAAGCAACGUCCACGUUCCUCCUCCAAUGCAGCAGAAGACACUAGUACGAUCGCAACGCUGCUCAGACAAGAUGCGUCCGUGACGCUCACAGAUAACGUGGGCAAUACCGCCUUACAUUAUGCCAGUGCAUGGGGGAAUCUGAAGGCAUUCCGAUUGCUGGUAUCAGCGGGCGCGCCUCCCUUAGCUCUCAAUCAUGCCAUGUGCACACCCGCAGACUAUGCACUGAGUGUACAAGCGGGCGUGUAUUUCCGCAGCCUGGUCUCAGAAUUCGAGCGGCUGAAAGCCGAAUCUCCACAGCUACCGCAACAACAGCAGAAAAUGAAACUAUCAUUAAAAGUCAAUGAUGGCGAUUUGAACCGGUCACCCACGGGUGUAUCAACCCCACAAAGGAACCUAUCGCCUAUCUCCCCAACAGAGAUGCGGUUGGCUAGCAAAACGGGCCUGAGCGCUUCGAGGCCAGGGAUGACUACCCCGUCUCUAGGUUCCGUGCGGUUAAUUACUCAGGAAGAUGGUAACGAUAUGUUCCCUCUAGAUCCGCCGUUGACGGCAAGGAAGGUUAGCGUGCCGAUGACGAGCAACCCGAUUGCGGCGACAGGACCUUAUGCGGAGUUUCGUCGAGGCUCGAGUUGAGAGGUCAACCUCAAAUUUUCAAUCCAUGGUAGUUACUGUGGUUGGUUGGUAUACUGCGCACACGUCGCAAAACUCUUCACAUACGGAUAUAUAUUGACCUGCCCGAUGCGCCGCGAACCCGGCUUAUCAUUGGAGCAAAACGAGAAGAGCUAUCCCCUUCUGUGCGGCUAUUGGUGGAAACUAUUACCGGCUCACCAUCCCUCCGCACGACAUGUGUACAUGCAUAUAUCCAUGCAUGCAAGCCUGCCUCAUACAACCAUUAUAAUGAUCACAUCUGCCUCUGCAAAUCAUGUUGUAGGCAGGCAAAUUCAGCUUUCCAAUUUAACAUUCUCAAGAUCUCCGUGGGAACAACUCAAGUCCAAGCAAGAUAUUCUCAUCAGUAAUCGGUCAAUGAUUAUAUAUUUGACAAACAUUUGUAAAAAAUAGGCAUGUUUCACAGAUUAUUUUUCUCAUUUUUUAUGAACUAUGAGACAACUAUCUACAAUACUGCAAAUUCCAGCUUUCAAUCAACAUACUUCACAUAUUUCAGAUGUCUAAUUUUUCAAGCCCUCUCUCUGACCAUUCUCUCACUUGAUUAUCUCAAGAAAUUUUUUUCCAUCAUAUUUCUUUUAUCUACAUAUAUAGUUAACAUUUAUAUUGAUGCUCAAGAGGCAGCAGAGCUUAUUAUUACACUACAAGUGACUCUGUAUCUAAGCUAUUGAAGAUGUAAAUAAUACAAUUUUCUCUUAUCUCUUUUCUCUCUUUUCUCUGCAACUAACUUAUUUUUAAAUAAGUUUUCUAGUUGCUAACUCCAUUAAUGAUAUCCUUCCUAACCGCCCGUGGCGCCGCCUGAGCUGUAUACACACAUAUCAGCAUGCCUGCGUUGAGCAAAUGAAUCGGGACUGGACGUAAAAGCAUGAGGGGAAGGAAAGUUCACGG